CAAAAUUGUUAUCCUCCGUUACUGCCUGCUCAUUUGCUGCCUUUGACAAUCCAAAAUUAGAAUCCGUUUAUCUGUAAUGCUUCAGAAGCAACCCAUUUUUUAUUUUCAAAUUUUCUCUGCAUAUUUUUCAAAAGGAUCUCCCAAUCAACUUUCUAAUCCAUUAGCAAAAUUUCAUUUCAGUUAAUCAUUAAAAUUUUAAAUCAUGGGGCUUGAAGAGGCCAAAAAAGCAUCUUCCUCUUCAAACGCUCUCAAAGGGCUUCCUCCUCUGCCAAGAGAAGACACGCCUCUGUUAGCCAAGUCCAAGCCUCUGUCCUCUCAAUCCAAAACCUUUGCUAAUGUCUUCAUUGCUAUUGUUGGUGCUGGCGUUCUCGGUUUCCCUUAUUUUUUCAAACGAGCCGGAUGGCUUAUGAGCCUUUUCAUGCUUUUUUCUGUUGCCGCAUUGACUCAGCAUUGUAUGAUGUUAUUAGUCUACACUCGCCGCAAGCUUGAAUCUUUUUCUGGUGAUUUUGCUAGAAUUAAUUCUUUUGGCGAUCUGGGUUUCGCCGUUUGUGGCUCUAUUGGGAGACUUGUUGUGGAUGUAAUGAUUCUCUUGUCUCAGGCUGGUUUUUGUGUUGGGUAUUUAAUAUUUAUUGCAAAUUCCUUGGCCAAUUUAUUUAAUUCGGAUUCUGCAACUAGUAAAACUUCCCAAUUCAUGGGUUUGUCUACCAAGAGUUUAGUUGUAUGGAGUUGUUUUCCAUUUCAAGUAGGGUUAAAUUCGAUUGCAACUUUGACCCAUUUGGCUCCUUUGAGUAUUUUUGCUGAUAUCGUUGAUCUUGGUGCGAUGGGUAUUGUGAUUGUAGAAGAUGUUUUAACGAUGAUAAAGAAUAGGCCUCUGGUUAAUGCUUUUGGGGGUUUGUCUAUAUUUUUUUAUGGUAUGGGUGUGUCUGUUUAUGCAUUUGAAGGGGUUGGUAUGGUUUUGCCUUUGGAGUCAGAAACAAAAGAUAAAGAUAAGUUUGGCAGAACUUUGGGACUGAGUAUGACUUUUAUUUCAUUACUUUAUGGAUCUUUUGGUUUACUUGGUUACUUUGCUUUUGGUGAUGAAACUAAAGAUAUUAUUACAGCUAACUUGGGUGCUGGAUUACUUAGUACCUUGGUUCAAUUGGGUCUUUGUAUUAAUCUCUUCUUCACAUUUCCAUUAAUGAUGAACCCAGUUUAUGAAAUAGUGGAGAGAAGGCUUUGUGGUGGGCAUUAUAGUUUAUGGCUUAGAUUUAUAUUGGUUUUGGCAGUCAGUUUGGUGGCUUUAUUGGUACCAAAUUUUGCUGAUUUCAUGUCUUUGGUAGGGAGUAGUGUAUGUUGUGGACUUGGAUUUAUUUUGCCAUCAUUAUUUCACUUACUUGUGUUCAAAGAAGAAAUGGAUUGGAAAGGAUGGUCUAUUGAUUUGGGGAUUGUGACAGUAGGUACUGUUCUUGCAGUCUCAGGAACUUGGUAUUCUCUCAUGGAGAUUUUCUCUGUCAAGGUAUAAUAUAUAAUAGUUAGUAUGCUUUGUUUUACUGUUUCCACUGAAAAUUUAGCUGUCAGCGUCUAUCAUUGUAUUGUACUGUGAAAAAGAUUGUGAUACUAGCUUUGGAUAUGAAACUAUCUUGUCAAUUGUAAGAUGUGAAGAUGUAUGGCAUUUGAUUGAGAAUAAUACGAGCUAGUAACUUUUCAUGCUAA
Jatropha curcas is the source of this 1692-nucleotide messenger RNA. Its product is annotated as Transmembrane amino acid transporter family protein. Gene Ontology annotation, cellular component: vacuolar membrane. Gene Ontology annotation, molecular function: L-amino acid transmembrane transporter activity; neutral L-amino acid transmembrane transporter activity. The record is from RefSeq and is a predicted model, not a curated record. NCBI's taxonomy places the organism in Eukaryota, Viridiplantae, Streptophyta, Magnoliopsida, Malpighiales, Euphorbiaceae. Gene Ontology annotation, biological process: amino acid transmembrane transport; neutral amino acid transport.